This is a messenger RNA of Closterium sp. Naga37s-1, 1356 nucleotides long. The record is from the annotation of a GenBank genome assembly. Lineage: Eukaryota; Viridiplantae; Streptophyta; Zygnematophyceae; Desmidiales; Closteriaceae.
AUGGUCGGCGAACACACGCGCGAGCAUGCGACGCGGGGGGACGCGAAGGGCGGGCGCGGCGGAGUGGGCGCGCGGAACUCCUGUGGCACAGCGGCAAGCGGGAGCGGGAGUGCCGCUUGCGGAAACUCUGGGGGCGGGGGUGGUCCGCGCUCGCCGCGGCAAGACAGCGGCCGACAGGAGAAUCGUUUUAAGAGCCGUGAUGCGGACGACGCGGAGAGGGAGCGGCGAGCGAAGAAGGCGGAGAGACCAGUGGGUGGUUAUGGUCCUGGCCGUGCGGAUUCAGAUGCGAGAUUAUUGUCCAAGCCUGCUCUAGCCUCCUCUGGUGAGCGACCUCUGCCGACGCAUCAUGGCGAUGAUUUUGAGUCAGUCGCGGGCCAUCACACGCCGGUGAAGGACUUGUCGCAGAUAUCGCACAUGGGUGUGGGACGAGAGGAGGGCAGCCCGGUUUCGGUGCUGGAUGUGGGAUUGCGACGUAGUGACGAGAGCGACUCCGAAUGCAAUAGUGGCGAAUUAUUCGCUGAUCGCUCCGUCAACUCCGUCACAGAGUGCUACCCAGACGCGACCGCCGCACUACGGCAGCCGUCGCACGCGUCGCUCGCGUCUCCCAGCCAACAUGGCGAUGUCGCCGUGGACCUCCUCCGCCUGUCGCCGCAAGACAUCGUCGGUGACGUGGCAGGCAUGGAGCAGGAUCUCGACUUCGCCGUCGGCGCGCAGAACACGUCGGAGGAGCGCCGCCAGCGAAUGCUGCUGUUCGACGCGGUGAACGAAGCGCUGGGCCGCACGCUCGCGCCUUAUCUGGAAGAGCUGCAAGCGCAAAAUGAAAUAAAUGGCUAUUCGGGUCGGCCUUCGCAACUAUUCGCAGAUACUAAUACUGGUGGUGACGGCCUGUGGGAGUUGGAUAACGGUGCGUCGUUUUUCGCCUCUUGCUGCUCCGCAUCGCGCAAGCCCGCGCUUCUCCGUCCGCGCCCCAUCGGCCGCCAGCUGCUGCAGCGCGUGUGGGCGGAGGUGCACAGCUGGCCGGUUGCGCCGUCGGAUGACGUGUACGACAUUCUCGAUGACGCGGCGAGGAGGGAUAUGGUGCGCGGAACCGAGCGCUGGUCCGCGGAGGAAGUCGCAGCUGCGGAGGUUCCGCAAGUAGUGUUUGCGCUAGAAUCCGCGGUGUUGGAGCGCGCGCUGGAGGAGAUUUGCCGCGAGUUUGCGGAAAUUGAGGGAGAGCGCGCGCUGUCGAGACAGCGAAGGCUGAGCGCGAAUGGCGCCGCGGAGGGGGUGUGCGCGGGGAAAGCUCCGGGGGGAGGACUGCGGAAAGGCGGGAGUGGUACUGAGAGAAGGUGGCUGCCCAGGCGGUUAAAUUUCUGA